Messenger RNA from Suillus paluster, 1391 nucleotides. Its product is annotated as isoprenoid synthase domain-containing protein. NCBI's taxonomy places the organism in Eukaryota, Fungi, Basidiomycota, Agaricomycetes, Boletales, Suillaceae. The record is from RefSeq and is a predicted model, not a curated record. The transcript is spliced from 9 exons. Bases 310 to 1344 code for a protein of 344 amino acids.
CACCAGUUGCCGAAAGAUCGCAACUAUGCGAAAUCAAUCAAGGGUGUCAAUGGGUCAUCCUUCACGUGUAACGCGUGAUGUGAUACUAGCGACCAUGAUGGUGUGGGCGUCGCCUCCUCAAUUUAUGUCUUUUCAUACACUUUCGUUUAAGAAGGCCAACUUCGGAUAGGACUGAUGUGAGGACCCCUCCCUUUUGGUUUUGGAUAAGAAGAGAGCCAGAUCGUCUCUCCUCCUUCACCUGUAGCCCAAGGACCCAUCCUCAGCAAGUCUGAGCUGUAUAUUCUGUGCAACACUGUUUUCAUAGUCAUCAUGCAACGAUACGCAUCCCUUCCACCACAAUUUUACCUUCAGGAUCUGGCCGCCAUCACGGGUCGGGUCUGCGAGCUCAGAGCCAAUCCUCACCAAGCAGAGGCCGACCGUGCAGCGCGCUCGUGGUUCAAUCAAAUAAGUGUGUACGAUGAUAGGAAGAAGUCAAAGUUUCUUAACUACGGCAAAUUCGACCUCUUUGCAACACUCAGCUUUCCAGAUGCCGACUGCAUGCAUCUUGAAACUUGUAUCAUGUUCUUUCUUUGGGCUUUCUCGACCGACGACCUUUCUGAUGAAGGCGACCUACAGUCAAAACCUGACGCAGUGCAAGCUGGACAUGACAUCUCUGUCAGUGUGUACACCAACCCAGAUGGUUCCCGCCCACAGUAUCCAUAUGCUGCUAUGUUAUACGACCUGCUCACGCGAUUCCGUGAGACAUCUACCACUGGCGCCUACCAUCGAUUCAUUAGGGCAUUUGAGGCAUGGAGUAGCUCCCAAGUAACACAAUCUCGCAACCGUUCUCAAGAUCGAAUGCCCUCGGUCGACGAAUUCAUUCUCAUGCGUCGUGCGACUAUCGGCGGCGCUCUUGUUGAAGCGAUGGUUGAGUAUUCGCUUGACCUGGAUCUUCCGGACAUUGUCUUUGAGAAUCCCAUCAUUAAAGCGAUGUCUGACGCGACAACUGACCUUAUGACAUGGCCUAAUGACCUUUGUUCUUUCAAUAAAGAACAAUCUGACGGCGACUACCAAAAUCUUGUAUUCUGCAUCAUGCAUGAACGCGACGUCGGCUUGCAGGAAGCCAUCAAUAUCCUCACCGAGAUGUUAAAUGAACGCGUGAACGACUAUAUCAAGUUCAAGAGUCAGCUACCGUCGUUUGGUGCUGAUGUGGAUGCCGAGCUGGAAAGAUACCUUCAUGCGUUGGAAAACUUCGUGCAGGGGACCGUGCUGUGGUAUUAUCUCAGUCCGAGGUACUUCCGCGGCGUUGAUGUCACAAAUCGCGAGAACCUCGUUGUGCCACUUUUUGAGAAAGGAGCAUUCUAACGCGUGACAUGUCUUGUUUUAUUUUGUUAAAUAAUUGCUCACUAUGC